Molecule: messenger RNA, 2587 nt
Organism: Agrilus planipennis (emerald ash borer)
Lineage: Eukaryota; Metazoa; Arthropoda; Insecta; Coleoptera; Buprestidae
Exons: 1
Coding region: 172-2565 (797 amino acids)
Source: RefSeq, a predicted model, not a curated record
UUUUAAUGACAUAUCGACACUUUUUGUCAUUAUGAAACUUGAGUUACAGUUUUUGCAAUUGUCAAAUAUUUUUUCUAAAUGGCAUUUGCUUUUUUUUCGUUCUCGAUUUGACCGCAAAGGGGUUUAAGGUGUUUUUUAGAUAGGUGUAGCAUAACUAGAAAGGAAGGAAACAUGAACCGACUGGGCAAUUUGUUUCAGGAAAGUGCCAGGAAAAUAAAUUUGUUAAAUGAAACACUAGGUCGAGGUUCUAAGAUCGAGGAAGAGACAAUCGAGUGGAAAAAAUCAAGUAAUAUUAUCAAUACUAAUAAUAACAAUAAUAAUAAAAAAAAUAAAACGAAAACAAAAUUCAGUUCUCACCCGAACUAUUUCGACUCGGAGGACGACAGUGACAAUGGCGAAAAGACUGUUAGAAAGGGACACGAUUAUCGUAAACAAUUCAACGUGAACAGAACGAACUGGUUAAAUUUGAACGGAUUCAGAGAUCUUACGUUAAAAGGAGCAAAUUACAGUCACCUAAAUCAUAAUCACAAAGUCACGUUUGAGCACUUUAAAGCAAAAUCAUACGUAUCUUCCACAGAUGAAUCAAAAAUAACGAUACCAAGCGAAAUAUCAUCCUGCGAUACCCUAAUAGCUAAACGAGAAAAUUUGGACGUACUGAAAAAAGAUGCGCUCAACAUGCAACUCCAACUCAAAGAGAAAAAAAAGGGCCAUGGGAAAAUCGAUCCGAAUAAAAAAGUUACUCAGUCGAAAUUUAGAACGAUGAAACAACCUGAAAUACAACACAACGACAAGAUAAAAUCCCGCACCACAUCUUCGGCAACAGUGAACAUAAACGGUAACAAGACAUUUUACAUCGACUGUCACAAGAUGCUUUCGCUGCUUGAAAAAUCUAUUACUUUUAUCGAAAGCAUUGAACAAAUAAUCGACAUCGGUAUAGAGCCUCCCGACGGGUCAGAAGACUAUAAAAGAAAACGCAAACGUGCUGUGGAAUUUGCCUCCAGAUUUUCACGCAAUUACCUCUACACCCUCGGACGUCAAAGGGCGGACCUUUUGAGGCUUACCAGCUGCGGUAAACACACUUACCGUACGAAAACCCUGACGGCACAAAAAAUUGUGUCAGCAAGCCAGAUAAUCCUGCAGGCAUUGCAAGCAUAUCUUCAUUACCUCCCUUCGUGUCUGCCCGAUUCCCUCCACGAGAAACUCCAAGAAUUAAUAAAGCACAGCCUAGAAAUAUGUAACGUGUACAGCUCGUUUGUGGAAGACAGUCCAUACGUCAAUGACAAAAGUCGAUAUCUUGUCGAAUCUUUCCGCGUGAAAUUCGGAAAUUGUUUAGAAAAAUUGCAGCAAAUAAGUAACAACAUUAUGGAAAGGAACAAUAAUCUUCCCUUGGCAUGUACGAAAGUAUCUCUGCACAGUACCAAAGAGAGCGUGAAAUCGCUCCAACUGAAGAAAAAGAAGAAAGCCCUGGCGGCCAGACUUUCCAUGUACAAAGACACCACGGUUCGAAGAGAUGCACCGUGGAGGAAAGCCGUCGAAGCUUUGGCCAGACAAAGGCUGAAAUAUAGCCACGUCAAAUCGCGGUACAAAACAUUCGUUCCGAAACACAGACAAUCCGAAGAAAUGAUAGAGGUGCAAAACAAAUUUCCCCCUCCUCAACCCGAAAGGAAACCAAUACCACACAUGCUGAAAAAUACUCCUCUGUCAACCCCUGUCAACGAAGACCGAAUCACCACCAUGGUGGAACUGGAAAACAACCGGAACCACAAAGAAGUUCAUCAGCAUGACAAGAAACUGCAAGAUCUGAUAAUCAAUAUUCAACAACUCGUCCAGGAAAUUGACAAGAAAGAAGACAGCAAUAAGAGUACCGCACUUCUAAACGGUUUCCUCAAAACAAACGGAGAGAAAGUGGCAGACAACAAUCCCCAACACGAAUCCUCUGUCAUUUUAGAAAAUCUCGCGUUGCAACUCCACAAAUACUGCAACAAAGAGAAGCAAACAAUGGAACAGAAGAACGACGAAAACGAGGACAAAAUCCACGACGACGAGUUGAGCAGAGAAAAGAAGAAAGGAAGCAGAGAUAGUCACAGGAGUUUAACACCGAAUAAAAAAGAUAGGAUUGUUUCAAUCACCGGCCCGAAAAACGCCAAACUCAUCCACAUGGUGCGAAACGAGGAUGAUGCUAGCGAGGUCGAAGCGUCGAGAGAAAGACAUCAAGAGAUUGAUACAAAUAAUUGUAAUGAUCAGGCACCGAUGGUUUGUGGGGAUGAAAAGCCAAAAAAAGUACAAACAAAAACAAAGGGCGGUCUGAUCCGAUUAAAGGCUUCGCCACUAAAACAAUUGGAUUUACUGCCUAAAAACGAAGUAGUCGAAAUAGUUAAAUAUAAGGUGAAUUAUAGUAAAUUUUCGAAAUGCAGUUGUAUGUAUAGAAAAUCGUCGAAGAUGCAGCCCUGGAUCCUGCUGCGAAAUGUAUCCGAAAAAUUGUUUCGCGAAUUAUUAAUGUCUAUUGUUCGAGAGCUGGAAAUGCCGCAGCUCCUCGAAAAAAUGUAUCUAUCCGAAUUUCAGUAAGAAAUAUAUUUCUUUAUACGUC